CGACGAUUGAGAUCUUCGAUUGCUCGAUUCGUUCGAGAAGCCCCGAGAGAUCGUUGCCUCGCCGGAGUUCCUCGUCGAUGAAAGCGUCGAUCCCUUUCCGGCGAAGAAAAUCGAGGAGAUAGCACGUGAAGGAGUGGCGCGUGUCUGCGCCUCGGAAGCUGAGAAAGACGUCGUACUGCCGGCGGGAAGGAUCUGAUUUGCAGGAAGAUGCGGCAGCCAUGGAAGAGGAAUUCGAGAUCACACUGGUCAAAUUCAAUGGAGAUUCUCUUCGAGAAAUGUUUGACAACCAGCGAUCUCAGUAACCUUGACACUAAUGUCGUCACCGCCAACGAGGACGUUGGUAAGUACUUUCGCUUAGUCACCGUCGUCGUCAGAGGUACUGAACAGAUCCUUAGAAUAGAGGAUGAGGAAGGCAAGCCAUGGCAGUUCGGGUUCACAGACCUCAACGUUAGCCAACGCUACGUCUUGACCAAAGGUUGGAGCAACUACGUUAAGGAGAAGCAGCUUGGUGUCGGAGACUUUGUUUUCUUGCAGCGGCUUUUUACGGACAGCAGCAGGCUCUUCAUUGGCUUUAGAAGGCGCGAAGCUGUUCUCGGACAGUGUCAGGAUUUAACAUCAUUGGCCACAGCCUCUGAGAAACUCAAGGAAGUUGAAACUCCUCUCCAGCUAAGAAGUCCUAGGCAUAGCGUUACAGGGUUCGACGGUAUUUUACUGGUUUCUGGUGGUGACAACCAGGACUCCGAGGAGAGAUACUUCAUCAGCUAUAUCUCCAAAGAGCUGUGUCUCCGUGGCUUUACCCCUUUGAUAUAUGAUCUUACAAAGAGCACAUUGGCUGGUGUGGAGAUGCUGCACAGAUCACGGGUGGGUAUUAUCAUUUUCUCCAACAACUAUGCUUCUUCUAGACAGUGUCUGGAUAAAUUUGUGGCAAUCUUGGACUAUUCGAAAGCAAACAACUUUGUGCUUCUUCCGGUAUUUUUUAAAGUGAAGGUGUCAGACAUUAGGGGUCAAAGUGGCUCCUUUCGAAGAGCAUUCUCACGACUUGAGCAUUCAGUUCUGUCAUCCCAAGUUCCCACAUUAACUGCCAUCAACAAAUAUCAGUAUAUGAAAGGGGAAGAUGUUAUACUUGCCAAGAGUAUUGUUAGUGAUGUCUGUUUGCUGCUCAAUUCUGAAACUAACAUGAAACUAAGAGGAAGGCUUCAAAUACAAAGUAUAUUGUCUUUACUAAAUUGUUCUCAUUUCUCAGCCCCACAUAUUGUUGGACUUUGGGGUAUGGCUGGCAUAGGGAAAACUGCCAUCACUAGAGAAAUUUUCAGAAGACAAGCUGAGAGAUAUGACGUCUGCUACUUUCUGCCAGACUUCCAUAUAGUGUGUCAAACGAGAGGGCUGAGUCAUUUGCGUGAUGAAUUCUUCUCGAGAAUCUCUGGGGAAGAAAAGGUUACUAUAGACGCAUGUGAUACUAAACUAGGUUUCAUAAGGGAUAGGUUCCUUAGUAAAAAGGUUCUCGUUGUUCUUGAUGGCGUGAGUAGUGCUAGAGAUGCAGAAUUUUUGGUUGGAGGGUUUGGCUGGUUUUCUGGUGGACAUACACUCAUCUUAACAUCUAGAAAUAGGCAAGUUCUGGUACAGUGUAACGCUAAAGAGAUUUACGAAAUCCAGAAACUAUCCGAGCGUGAGUCUCUUCAGCUUUGCAGCCAGUUUGCCACUGAACAAAAUUGGAAGGGAAGCACGUCAUUGGUCUCGGAGCUGGUAAACUACGCUAGUGGGAUACCAUUGGCUCUGUGUGCCUUAGGAUCGUCCUUACAAAAUCAAUGUAUUAAAGAUGAGAAGCAACAUCUGAAAAGAUUGCGUCAAAAUCCUUUAGUUGAGAUUCAGGAUGCAUUCAAAAGAAGUUUUAAUGUACUAGAUGGCAACGAGAAGAAUACAUUUUUGGACCUUGCAUGUUUUUUCCGAGGGGAGAAUAAAGAUUAUGUAGUGAACAUCCUAGAUGGUUGCGGUUUUCUUACAGAGUUAGGAAUCUAUGGUCUCAUUGAUGAGUCUCUCAUCAGCAUUGUAGAUAACAAAAUAGAAAUGCUCAACAUUUUCCAAGACACGGGUCGAUUUGUUGUUUGUCAAGAGAGUAGUGAGACAGGGAAGCGUAGCAGAUUGUGGGAUCCUUCUGACAUUGUUGAUGUGCUGACCAACAACUCAGGAACAGAAGCAAUUGAAGGCAUAUUUCUCGAUUCAACUGGCUUGACAGUUGAGCUGAGUCCUACUGUUUUUGAGAAGAUAUAUAGACUUAGAUUCCUCAAGCUCUACAGUCCAACUUCUAAAAAUCAUUGCAACGUAUCUCUACCUCAAGGCCUGUACUCUUUGCCUGAUGAGCUACGUCUACUCCACUGGGAACGAUGUCCUUUAGAAUCCUUACCUCGGAAAUUCAAUCCUAAAAAUAUUGUAGAACUGAACAUGCCCUAUAGCAACAUGACAAAACUAUGGAAGGGAACAAAGAAUCUUGAGAACCUAAAGAGGAUCAUUUUGAGUCACUCACGACGGUUGAUUAAAUUCCCAAGGCUUUCAAAGGCCAGGAACCUUGAGCAUAUUGAUCUUGAAGGAUGUACGAGUCUGGUUAAAGUUAACUCAUCUAUUCUUCAUCACCACAAGCUUAUUUUCUUGAGUCUUAAAGACUGUUCACAUUUGCAAACAAUGCCUACCACGGUUCAUCUAGAAGCUCUUGAAGUUCUCAAUCUUUCCGGCUGCUUAGAACUUGAGGACUUUCCGGAUUUCUCACCGAACCUGAAAGAGCUAUAUCUAGCUGGGACUGCCAUAAGAGAAAUGCCAUCAUCAAUCGGUGGUCUCAGUAAACUUGUUACACUAGAUCUGGAGAACUGUGACAGACUUCAACACCUGCCACCAGAGAUAAGAAACUUGAAAGUUGUGGUUACCCUUAGCGCCAAACGUCCUGCUGCUUCCAUGAAUCUAUCUAGCGUGGAGGAUAAAGCACCACCAUACACGAGAUGUCGAUUGAAGAGAGUUAUUGAAUCUGUUAUUCUGAGCUUAAGAAAAAAGAAGCGAGAAAAUACGGUCCCUAGGGCUGACAUGAGGGUUAACGAGAAGACAAUGGAGGAAAAAGAAGUAAGAGAGAAAUCGGUUGAUGGUGACAACGAUGACGAUUUCGAUCCGUUUGCUACUUUGUGUGAUGACAGGAAGAAGAGUAUUCUUAAAAUUCAGGAGAAACUUGAAGAUCCUGAUCUGUCUGAAGAAGCUUUGGUUGAGUUGCUUCAGAAACUGGAAUAUGUGGACAUAACACUGAAAGAUCUUCAGGGAAGUAAUAUCGGGCGGCUUGUGAAUUUAGUGCAGAGGCGUCGAACGGGAAAUGCUAAGAGAUUAGCUCAACAGCUUAUCAAGAAAUGGAAGGAAACAGUAGAGAAAACUCUCACAGAUAAACAGCCUAGUGAUCUCAAACCUCCGAAUUUAAUAGGUAAAAGAAAAGAGUGCAACUCUGAAUCUCAGAACAAGCAUCGUUCUCAUCCAUUUCAUCAUCCAAAAGACACGGAAACCUCUGUGCCGGAGGGUUCCUUGAACCUCGAAGGCCUCCCCUUACGCCCGGGAAAACCUGUGUGUGCCUCGUAUUUUCACACUGGAAGCUGCAUCUCCGGUCCUACUUGCAUUUUUGAUCACCCAUCGUUGAUACCAGUUCACAAGACCACAUCUCUGUACUCGAAUCAGCUGGGAUUGUCUUCUUCAAUUGGAGAUUCAUCAAGUGACCUUGUGGGACCAGCAACUAAGCAACGAAGAAUCCAUAAGAACACAUCUUCCAUGGCUUCUGAGACACUGCACUCGAGUCCACUAGGAUUUGCUUCUUCAAUUGGAGAUUCAUCAAGUGAGCUUGUGGAAGCAUCAACUAAGAAACCUCCAGUACACAAGAACACGUCUUCUCUGGUUCCACAGAUGCCGCAUUUCAAUCCGCUAGGAUUUUCUUAUUCCAUUGGAGAUUCGUCAAGUGAGCUUGUGGAAGCAUCAACUGUGUCUGAGAUAACACACACAAACGUUGGUAGAAACCCCUCUGAUUCAUGGGAUGAUGAAGAAGACUCUCAGUUUUGGUUGCAUCUAUGAAGCACGGUUGUUAAUUGAGGAUUCAUCAAGUGAGCUUGUGUAAUCAUCAAUGUUGAAACCCACAAUUAGGACCUUCUUCUUUGCUUAGCUUAAUCAAGUUAGCUUGUGGAAUGGUAUGUUAUAACACAAGCAGCCGUCAAGACUCCAUUGGUUUAUGGUAUGUUAAUGAAGAUGACUCAGUUUCGGUUACAUCCAUUUUAAAACCCUCAAGUUUACUUUCUUCUUCAGUAGCUCGUCUUCUUCCUCGCAGAGCUGACUUAUCUUGGCCACAACAAUAGCCUCACCUGUCAUUGAGCAUCUGUUUCUUCUGUAGAUACAGCUUCAGAGAUAUUAUUAUUACUAUGGCUUUUAGCUAUCUUUUGGUUCCAUCGAUAGCAGAGAAUGUGUCAAUGUAGAUAUAUUAAGAGUAACGGUGGAAGCACACCAUAAUGAAAUAAAUUAUCUGCUAGAGACGAGUCUGUCUGAAGCAGAACAUGAUUAAGUGUAA
This is a messenger RNA of Brassica rapa (field mustard), 4573 nucleotides long. RefSeq names its product disease resistance protein RPP2A. NCBI's taxonomy places the organism in Eukaryota, Viridiplantae, Streptophyta, Magnoliopsida, Brassicales, Brassicaceae. Gene Ontology annotation, molecular function: DNA binding; ADP binding; metal ion binding. Gene Ontology annotation, cellular component: nucleus. Gene Ontology annotation, biological process: signal transduction; defense response. The record is from RefSeq and is a predicted model, not a curated record.